AUUAUUGAGAUCAUAGAUUAUACACUUAUUAUUUGAGAUUGAGAUUGAGUUAUUCUUCUUUCAAGAUUCUUGUGCGGAAAGGUCUUUGAAAUAAUUUGUUUUGAAUAAAAUAUUGUAUUGUUUCUAAUUAAUAUUUUACAAAAGUUUGGCAUUUCAAAGUUUUAACGGAGUGUCAGCACUGUGCUUGUGAGAAUUUAGACUGAAUAUUGUUAAUUCUUCUUCAGGCGUUCAACGCAGGCACGCCAUAUAAAAAUAAAAAGAUAGGCUAAAACUGCGUAAAUGGUCACGAUGGAGUGAAUACGCCUAUUUUUAACUUUACAACGAUUUUAAUUUGUCAAAAUGGCAGCAUCGAAUUCAGAAAUUCAAGAACGCUGCCGUUUGUAUAAGUUCACCAAAGUUUUGACUUUAAAAGUUGCACAGAUUGUGGUCCAGAGCAGGAAAGGAAAGAAAAUCAGUCAAGAUUUUAAACCACAAAAUGGUGUUGAUUCUACACCACCUUUGCAAUGGUUCAACCUAUCAAUCCCUGAUGAACCUGGAGUUAAUGAAGAAACAAAGCGUGUCCUCAAUGGAGAAGUAGUUGAUGCAUUGUCCAAAGUUUUGUCCAUAGAAAUUACACUUCGAACUACAGAUGGUGAUGAAAUGGUACUUGAAUUGUGGACAGUGAAACUGACGACUGCAAGUGAAAUAUGUUCACCUUCUACAAUAUACUACAGAAUGGGUGUAAUGCUUAAGUCGACAUUGACAAUUUCGCGCAUAACCCCAGCAUAUAAACUUGCACGCACUCAACAUAAAGAGACAUACAAGAUAUCCCACCGAAUAUUUAGCGGAGAACCAAAUUUUGAAAAAUUGGGAGAGAAUCGAAGAAACAUCAAAAUUAGUGAACUGCGUACACCAAUUGGUACAAUCACUAUUGGUGUAUCAUACAGGACAAAGAUGACAAUCUUGCCCGAAGAUCGGCCAAAGUUUACAUAUGGAAUAACAACUAGUGGUCAUGACAUUAUGGUUAAGAGUGAUCAUUUCAAGGAUACUCCUAAAAAGAAGAGAGGGUAUGAGAAGAAGGAACUUGAUCUUUCAAAACCAUUAACAAAUGCAGCUUUUGUGGAUAAAGUUAAAAUGCAGGAAUUACAGGACUCUUUAUGUGAGCAGCUACCACCAGAACCACCGAUGACAUGGCUCAUAGCAGAGAGAGAACAAAUCGAUAAAAAAUUGCAGAAUCUCGAUAUUUGUAAAGUAGCAGAUGCGGAGGAUCCAACAGCGAAACUUCUAGCGGAUGCUGCAAAAACGGCCACGACAUCCGCAUCAAGCUAUGCUGCCAGCAAAGCAAUAGAUAUUCCAAGGGCGAACGCGGGGGAUCAGUGCAAGCGCAUAAUGGAGUUUCCGUUCGCCGAAGGAAGCCCGAUCGCGGACCUGGCUAAUUUCUACAACGAAUGCCUUCAAGCUAGAGCGAUGACGAAAGAGUGGAAAGACUUCGCCGAUACCGCCGCCAUCUCGACCGAUUCCGAUACUCUUUCCAAGCAGUUGAAGAUGUUUGAGGAUGCCGUACCGGAAUUCGACAGUAUGGUCGCUUCAAUGUGCAACAGCGCCGAAGGAGGAUCCGAGAAUUAAGACGUAAGUCAAUAUCGCCCGGUAAUAAUUUUAGUUCUAAGAAUUUUUAUUUAGUUUUGAUUUAUAUGUAAUCACUUGUAUGUUCGUUUGCGUAUUAUAAAGCCUUAUUUUUGUACAAGGCCUGAAUAAAUGAGCAACUAUACACGUUUUGUUGUUGUUGUUGUUAUUGUUAAAUAAAAUCAUUCGUUAAGAGUCGGAUAUUAUCUGACACACCAAUUUUAAUAAAAAAAAAUUUAAUAAUUUUUAUCUUCAAAGUGACAUCCGUGUUGACAUGUCUUCUUAUUCACGCCUUGUAUUCUAUUAAUUAUGGUCAUUUAUGCUCAGCGGAGUAUGUACGUCGUCCUAAUUAUUAUUUAUUAGCAUUAUUUCUGUUCGAUAUAGAUUGGUUAAGGAAAUUCGUCGCGAGCUAUUUUCUUAAAAAAAUAUAUAUAUUUUCUAAUCGAUAUGUUUGAACCGCACAUGCGAAUCGGAUCUGUUGUGCGAAAAUGUUGAAAAUAAUAAUAAUAAUAUUUUAAAACUAAUUAACCACGUUGAAUUUGCCUUUUGGUUUGUUGAUAACAUGUAACAAUUACAUAUACAUGACCCAUUAUUGGGAAACUAAUGAAAACAACAAAAAAAAACGCAUUUUUCCAGAAAUUAUACACGAUUGCUUAACUUGAAUAAUCCAAGUACAAUAUCCAAAAGAACCCGAGGAAAGCAAAUCCUUUGUACUGUUCUCUGUGAUGAUAUUUAGUUAGAGAAAAACCGCCAUGAAAAAUCAAAACGUGGUCUUAUGUUUGAAAAGACAGGCCUAUUUUCAAAGACAUUGUGCAUCUAAGAAUAGAAGUCUCGUGUUAAUUUACACUUUGAAUUGAAUUUCUGAUUUUACAAUAAAUUUUCUAAUUGUUAUUCAUUUCAAGUAAACAGUUAUUAUCAUAUGCUCGCAGCCCAGCAAGCGUCAUAAUCACAAACGUCAUCCAUGUCAAUUAAUAAUGUCAAUCCUUUAAAACCUUUUUUUAUGCCGUCAUUGGUAACUCGUCCUUUUUAACCCGAUUAUUCUGGCAAUCUUCUCAGUAAAAUGAUGUUGAAUUGAAUUUUGGAUUUCCAAAAUUACAUUUUAUUUCUCCACACGUGUGAAAUGCCAAACACCUAAACCCGACGACAAACGCUAAAUAAAAUAAACUAGAAUCGAUUUACAUUUAUUUAAUUAGAAUUUGAAUGUAGCGGUUGUGAAAUUUGACGGUUUUCAAGAAAAUGAUUACUAUCGUUUUUUCUUAUUUGUUACUAAGGCUUACAAUGGCUUUUCAAACUUUAUCUACUGCUCCACUGCUAUACUUCUACUUCUAACAUAAGCUCUCCGCUGAUUUCUGUCCUGCUCUCUCAAUUCUUCCAAUCCUCUAUUUGUGUCUACUAAUAAAUAUCCAUUAAUUAUAUAUAAGCCAGCCUAAUUAAUCAAGUCAAAAAGACGUCAUCAUCGAAUGCUUCGUCUGUCAAAUGUCGUCCUAUAGCGUUUGCAUGUAGACAGACGUAUGUAGUUCCUGCGUUUUAAAUAUUCAUCUUCACGAAUUACACGUAAUCCGUAAUAUUCGUUCUUAAUAUAAAUUACUGAACGUGCCAUAGAUGGCUGUAAAAAAAGUUUUUGCUAAUACCAUAAGGAAAUUUACUGCAAUUUUGAAAUAGUAGUAUUUUUAUUACUUGUAAAUGUCGAGAGUUAUCAACUAUUAUCAUAGUCAGUUCAUUUUAUCUUAUUGCUGCAUGGUACUUUAUCAAUUUUAGUGUAGACGCGAAGACAGUGUAAUAAAUUUGGAAACGCAGAAAAUUCAUUUUCAUUGUGUGGGAAUGUUUAAGUAUGUACUUACCUGAUUUCGAGGUUCGAAGUCAACGAGUGCACAAUAUAUCGUGGUACAUUAAAUUAUUCUAGAAUUUACUAUUUAUAAAAAUGCACGUCUUAUUGUCACAAUAAUCGAUAAAGAAGACUGACCAUAAAAUACAUUACUGCGGAGACUGGUUAUUGUUUAUUUAAUUUACAGAUAACUAAUAAUAAUAUAAUGAGGCUUGAACUUGUAUUAAGUUAGGAUUUUCGAACUCCAUUUGCGGUUAAAGUUUUUAAUUUUAGUAUUUAAAAUAGGAACUAAAUUUUUGGAAAGUUCCUACAUUUAAUUUCAAGCCUAAAAGACCAAUUUUCGAAUUAUAGUAGUUGAUUUACUAGAAAAAUAACAUCAAAAUUACCUGUUACUGGAAAAUUCUAAAUUUCGGAAUAUAAAUAAAUACGACCAAUUUUUGAGAACUUUUAGUCGAUUAUUUAAGAGUAAAAAAUCGAGUGCCACGCAUUUUCGUCGAUAUAUUGAAGGUUAAUAAGAUUUUAUAGCGGCUUAGUGUGACCGUUGCGUAUUAAAAAUGUUUAUUUAAUUAGUGUAAGUGUUUUUAUUUAUUUAUUGUCAUUCGAUGUUUGUGAAAGGUCAAAAUCAAGGCCUAAUUAUACGCGAUGUUGAAAAUUUUGCUUUUUAGUUUUUUGCCUCUGCAUGCUACAAGAUUUAUAAUGAGUCUUUAGUCCCUGAAUGCUACAAGAUUUUAUAAGUCCUUAGCCUCUGUAUACGAGGAGGGAUCAAAAAGUUGUGAGAACGACAUACUCCUUGGUGAGAAAAAAAAAAAACUGGCAGGCAUAUCUCAGAUACAUUUGUAAUAUUAUUAAAGAAAAUCUCCGAUUCUCUUUUGUUUUUUUUUGAAUGUAGUCAUUUGUUUGCUUCGUAUCGGAACGUGUUCUCGAAAAUGGAGAAAAACGAAGUGCGAGCCGUUAUUAAAUACGAGGGCUGCACUAAAAGUAUCGGGAAUGGAAUAUUUCCACUGUUCCUGUCAUAUUAAAAUCUUUUUAAUUGAAAACUCCUUGGUUUUAAAAAUCGAAUACCAUUUAUUUAUUUUAAAAAAGAUUCUCGGUCUUGUCACGAGGUUUUGUCAAACUUGUUUAGUCGUUGAGAAAAUGGAAUUGACUCGAGAAAAUUCAAGAGCGAUGAUUUAUUAUGACUUUCGAAGUGGUUUAACACAAAAACAGUGUGUUGACCGGAUGAUUUCUGCAUUUGGUGAUGAAGCCCCAUCCAAAACCACAAUUUAUCGCUGGUUUGCUGAGCUUCAACGUGGACGUGUCAAGCUCAGUGAUGAUCCCCGUCAAGGUCGUCCAAAAACUGCAGUCACCCAAGAAAACGUUGAUGCUGUGCGUAAGCUGAUUGAGGAAGAUCGACAUGUGACAUACCGCGAAAUUCAGGCAACUUUAGACAUUGGCAUGAGUCAAAUACAAAUAAUCUUGCAUGAACAAUUAGGUGUAAAAAAGUUGUUUUCCCGAUGGAUACCGCAUUCGCUCUGUGAAGAGCAAAAAGCGGCUCGCGUUACUUGGUGCGUCAGAACUCUCGAAAGAUUCCACGCAGGAUCCUCAAAUGCUGUAUACAACAUUGUAUCAGGUGACGAAUCCUGGAUAUACGCGUACGAACUCGAAACAAAAAACCAGUCACGAGUUUGGGUGCUCGAAAAUGAGUUAAAGCCAACAAAAAUUGUUCGUUCACGGAGUGUUGCAAAAAAAAUGGUGGCCACGUUUGUCUCCAAAACCGGCCAUGUUACGACUAUUCCUCUUGAGGGACAAAGAACGGUUAAUGCAGAAUGGUGUGCUCGCAUUUGUUUGCCACAGGUCGUUUCUGAACUCCGUAAAGAGAACUGCAACCGCCGCAUCAUCCUCCAUCACGACAAUGCGAGUUCUCACACCGUUCACAGAACAAAAGAGUUUUUAGAGCAAGAAAACAUAGAAUUAUUAGACCAUCCGCCGUACAGCCCCGACCUAAGCCCUAAUGAUUUCUAUACUUUCCCUAAAAUAAAGAAUAAAUUGCGUGGACAGAGAUUUUCAUCACCUGAAGAAGCUGUGGACGUGUGUUUUGUUUGGCUACAAAACGGCCAUUUUGGAGACCCCAACUUCCGAAUGGAAUGGUUGCUUCAAUGAUUGGUUCCAUCGUAUGGAAAAAUGUGUCAAAUUUCGCGGAGAAUACUUCGAAAAGCAAUAAAUACAUUUUUAAAUGGUAAUGUUGUGUCACUUCGUUAAUUCCCGAAAUUUUCAGUGCUGCCUAUGUAUCUCUGUUUAAAAAAGUUAACGACGCAAGAUAUUCAUUGCGAUUUGGAGGUAACAUUAGUCUGCAUUAGACAACAUUAGUUAAAAGACUAGAUAAGACAACUAGACUGCAUUAGUCAACAUUAGAGUCUGCUCCGCUUUAUUCCACAGUCGCAAGUUGGGCUUCUCAAUUUCGAGUAGUAAGAACGAGCACAGAAGACGAACAUCGUUGCGGCCGUCCAUAGACGUCAGUCACCCUAGAAAAUGCUGUGAAAGUCGAGAAAAUUGUAUUGAGCGAUCGAAGAGUUACCAUCCGAUACUUAAUACAAGAACCAGGCAUUUCAUAUGGAAGUAUUCAGUCCAUAUUGAAACAAUCUUUGAAUAUGAGAAAAGUCUCCGCAAGAUGGGUGCCGAGAAUGUUAACCGACCGUCAGAAACAAAAUCGACUUGACAUUUCGAAGAUAUUGUUGGACAAGUUUCAAGAAGAUUCUGAAAACUUUUUGUAUCGUUUCGUAACAAUAGACGAAACAUGGGUCCAUCAUUUUGAUCCCGAGACAAAACAGCAAUCUUCGCAAGGAAACGGCUAUCAUCACCGAUCCCGAAGAAAUUUCGUGUCGUGGCUGGCAAGGUUAUGUCCUCAAUAUUUUAGGACUCGCAAGGGAUAUUGUUGAUUGAUUACCUAGAGCGUAGAACCACUAUUACAGGCGAAUAUUAUGCAGCUUUAAUUUCCAAGUUGAGGAAUCCCAUCAAAGAGAAAAGGGGAGGGAAACUUCGAAGGGGCUUCUUUACUGUUUCAUCACGACAAUGCACCCGCGCACAGGUCAGCAGUUGCAAUUUCUGCCAUUCAGUAAGCUGGCUUCGAAUUGGUUGACCACCUCCCUUAUUCACCAGAUCUGGCGCAUAGCUAUUUUUAUCUGUUCCCCAAAUUGAAAUAAUACUUAAGGGGAAACAGGUACGAAGAUGACAACGAGGUGAUGGAUGCUGUGGAACGCUUUUUGCAGGACCAAGACAAAACUUUUUUUUGAAAGGGAUUGAAGCCUUGGAAAAACGUUGGACUCUGUGUGUAGAGAGAUUCGGAGACUAUGUAGAAAAAUAAAUUAUUAAGUUAUCAAUAGUCAUUAUAUUCUAUCUCAUUCUCACUACUUUUUCAUCCUCCUAGUACUACAAGUUUUAAUGAGUCUUUAGCCCCUGAAUAUGACAAGAUUUUUUAAAUCUUUUGCGGCUGUAUUGUACAAGGUUUUGUGAGCCUUUAGUGUACAGAUGCAAUACACAUGCCACAUAAUUUUAUAAGUCCUCAGCGUCGGUAUGCUACCAAAGUUUCUUGGUCUUUAGCCCCUGAAUGUUCCAAAUUUUUUUGAAUCUUUUGCAUCUGCAUCCUACUAGAGUUAAUGAAUCUAGCUCCUGGAUGCUAUAAACUUCGGCAGCAAUAAUAUAAUCUUUUAAGAAAUUAAAGGUUGCACGCUUGUGUUACAUUGACCUGCCCGAUUUUUGGUCGAUCUUAUAGUUUCUUUGGGCUAAGUUUACCGUGAUAUUUUCUGUUCAUUUCAGCCAAUAUAAAUUAAGAAAAAAAAAAAACAUUGUACUGUUUCAAUAUUAGUGUUGCUCGUCUUCCCGUACUGUCAGAGUUCUUAAAAAUUCAAAGGUCUGUUUCAUUACAAAAGUUUUUGUGCCAACACCUUGUAGAUUAAUGGAAUAUUUAUUUUUACAUAGUAAUGUUCCUAAUUAUUUUGUUUUGGCGAGUCAAUUUAUAUAAAACACACCCUGAUUUCGUGAUUGCUAGUAUAGUUUCUUUAAAGCGAUUCACAAAGUUUGAUAUUAUAAUAAAUGAAUAAAAAAGUCAUCAUUGACCUAGAUAAUAAGUUAAUAUUAUGUAUAUUGAAAUUUUAUAUAGAACCUUUAGUAUGUUAGUUUUUAAUUUUCUAUUGUUGUAUUUUCGCUAAUGCGUGGCCUUUUGUUAGGUUAGCACGUUGGUUACUUGAUAUUUUAUAGUUUGUCUUAUUCGUACUGAAUUAUUUGAUACUUAAUUUUCAUUAGCAGGUACCUAUGCCAUAAUAGGUUAGUCUUAAUUUUUUUUUAGAUAUUGUGUACUUGACUAUGUUUUUAAUAAAAUAUUUAAUAUUUUUUCAUAUUUUUAAGUGUUUGCUAUUAUAUACAUGAGUAAGCAAAUCCGUAUGUUUUCAAACAGAUUUUACUAUAAAUUCAUAAGGUUGUGGUUAACAUAAUUCAAAACAAUUGCAGCAAUGAACCUUAAAAACAACGGUCAACAUAGGAAGCAUAUAAACUUUUUUAUUCAUAAACGCCACAUGUAUCACGCAGCCUUUUAAAAUUUAUAACACACUAAAUAAAUAAAUAAAUAUAUUAAUUUGUUUACGUGUUAUAAUAUUAUUAUCUUAAUUUUCUAUGAACAUGUUAUGGGUUAAAACAGUAAGAGGCGUUAUGUGUUUCAUUAAAAAAGAAACCUCAUUGAAUGUCAAUUGGUUUAAGUGUCAGAAUAUGUGUGAUAAUUCAAAAAAUUCAAGAAAAUUCAACGUUAAUUGUAUAAAAUAUUUUAGUCAUCACUUCAAGCACGCGUGCUUUCUAUCUUUCAAAAUAUCCCUUAGAAUGAAUGAGAUUAUUCAAUGUUUAAACAGAUUUUAGAAAUCGGUAUGGUAUAAUCGGUAUCGACCAAUCGAUUUUUUUGUAAACUGAAUACAUGUUAUGUCAUUCACAAUAUUUUUUUCCAAUAGAAGAUUAGUCAAGAAUGAUAUUCAUCGUUGGUAGAACUUCGCAUAUCGUUGACAUACUCAUAAUUAAUCGUAAUACAUAUAAAAAUAUGUAUUUUUAUACAUUAUUCUUGUUUGAUUUUACGUUUCAAAUCUACCUUUUAUUAAUUUUUUUAUUUUCGAUAUAAGAUUAUAGCUUCCUCAUUACUGCUUUAGUAUAGUAAUUGUAUUACGAGCCACACCAAUAUUUACGUAUUUAUUAUUUCGUUUUAAAACAUUUAUAAUAUAGAAUGUGAAUUUUGAUAAUUGAUAUUUCGCUUAUAGUACAUGCAUGUACUCAUUUUAUAUCGUAUUAUUUUAGUACGUACAUAAUAUAAUAAACUAUUAGUUUCGUAUAAGCGAAGGGGAAUCAUUGUAACAUAAGGAAACAUCUCUACUGCCAAAUAGAUUAUUUCGCUGUUAGUGUGUUUUUUUUUAAACAGUGGGUCUAUUAUGUGAAUAAGAUGUUGGGAGCUUGUUUCACUACAACGACAGUUAUAAUUUAAGAAUUCAUUUGUACUGUCUCAGCACAGUCUGCAUAACUGAGUAGUGAAAUUAUCCCUUAACGGCAAAGGGGCGAAGCUAGGAAUUAAAUGGAAGCUUUUACAUGUAAGAACAUAACGCUCCAAAAUUAAAUUAUUAAUCUACAUACGUGUGAAAUUUGAAAAUAAUUUCCGUCAUUAAAUUCAUAUUUUAUGCGACCAUAUUUUAAUGAGUAUUCUUUAAAUACUUAAUAGCCCUGUAAAAAACUACAUAUGAUACCGGUCUGGAGCCGAUUUUACAAAAUUAUAUCCGACUUCAUAUCGAGAAAUAUCGGAUCAAAGGAAAAGUCGAGCAUGCGUGUAUAACGUAUAGAGUUUGCAAACAAUACAGGGUGUUAGAAAAAUAACUGCGAAAACCCAUAGUGCAUCAUUUUUGAUGAAAUUUGUACGUCAAAUUUUGAAGUUGAACUUCAAUGACGAUUUCUCGAAGCACUGAUUAUUUCAUAAUACUGAAUUCAAUAGACCUGCUGGUACAUUCUGUAUCUAUUGCCUCUUACAUAUAUGAAUACUAGAUUUUUUAAACUGUGUUUGCUGUUUUUACACGAAUGCUUAAGAACUAUAUAUGUAUUAUUUUAUAAGGAAGUAAAUCACUUAAAUGUGAAAAUGUUUAUGAAUAAACAAAUUUAUUUGAA
Molecule: messenger RNA, 9586 nt
Organism: Bombyx mori (domestic silkworm)
Lineage: Eukaryota; Metazoa; Arthropoda; Insecta; Lepidoptera; Bombycidae
Product: autophagy-related protein 13 homolog
Exons: 6
Coding region: 340-1605 (421 amino acids)
Biological process (GO): autophagosome assembly; protein localization to phagophore assembly site; piecemeal microautophagy of the nucleus
Cellular component (GO): phagophore assembly site; Atg1/ULK1 kinase complex; cytosol
Source: RefSeq, a predicted model, not a curated record